GACUUUGAGUCUGGACAAUGCACUUGGGUCAAUGUGCAGAAAGAAGAUGGACAUGAGUGGGUCAUGUCCCAGGGAGGAUCCCAUGGACCACCGCAGGACCAUACCACUCAAACCUCAGAUGGUUGGUUUUUGUUGAGCUCAGCACUGCACAGCAGCCAGCCGAGUGUUGCACAGAUUGUCUCUGAAUGGAUCCAACUGGAGAACACCCUGUUUUGUCUCACUUUCUGGUACCAUAUGGGCAGCAGUUAUUCUGGCACACUACAGUUGUUUGCACGUUCAGACCCAGCGGAGGAGACUCUGAUAUUUCACGUAAACAAUAGUGUCAACAGCUGGACCAGAUUCUCUCACCAAGUGGACAUGUCCAAACCUUUUCAGCUUUUAAUUGAGGCAGAAAGCAACAACAAUGGAUUUAUUGCCAUUGAUGACAUCAGUCUCAUGCAAGGCCUUUGUCUAGAAAAUUACACAAGAGGAUUUGUGGGCUGUACAUUUGAAAAUGGCACCUGUGGCUGGGAUGAUAUCAGUGUCGGUCAGGCUCAGUGGGUAAGAAGAAGGAAUGGAACAGAGAACAGUGGACCCUCUGUGGACAACACACUAGGCACUGAGCUGGGUUGGUACAUGGGGCUGGAGGCUGAUCGCGGGGAAGAAAUUAGCCCUGCCACUCUGCAAAGUCUUGAAAUGAAACAGGCCAGCUCCACCUGUACACUACACUUUUACUACAACAUUUAUGGAACUGACUCAGAGCUUAACGUGCUCAUAAAAGAUGGUUCUAGGAUCACCAAUUUGUGGUGGCUAGCUGGAAACAAGGGAAAUCUGUGGCAGCAUGGCAAGGUCAUGAUUGGCCGGAUCCCCCAGGAUUUUGCCCUCCUGUUUGAAGCUUCCAGAAACUUUAAUGAACCAGGAUAUGUUGCAAUUGAUGAUGUUGACUUCACUAAUUGCUCCCUUCCUGAGCCCCAGUUGUGGUGUUCUGAGAGUACAUUCACAUGCAACAACAGUGUAUGUGUUGACCUUAACCAUGUAUGUGACUUCAGUGAUGACUGUGGAGACUGGUCUGACGAGAUUCACUGUGAAAAUCAAGGUGUGAUGGAGCGUUGUAACUUUGAACAUGGCCUGUGUUCCUGGGCUACCAGUGAUGUAGACACACCAGGAGGUGAAUGGACACGCCACAAAGGUGAAGACGUUUGGCCCAACCAUGGCCCCCCAAGAGAUCACACCCUAAACUUUGCCACUGGUCACUAUGUUGUACCAGGAAGUCAUAUCACUGAGAAGGGUCAAUUAUCUGAAAUUAUUUCAAAGACACUGUUACCAAGCUUUAACUGCACUGUGAGAUUCUUCUACUUCAGCUUGAAUGAUGGUUCUGCUCAACUAACGGCCCAGUCCAGAACACUGAUGUCUGGAAUUAAUGACAAAAUGCUGUGGAUCAGGGAAAGUUCUAACAGUUACAGCUGGAAAAGGGAAGAGAUCACUUUCUCCUCCUCAGUCAUUAGCAAGGUUGCUUUCAGGUAUGAACUCGGGGCAAGUCAAAGAGGGCUUGUUGCACUUGAUGACAUUUCUUUUUCCAAGGAAUGCAUUUUUGACCCUGAAAACGGCAAACUACCUGAAACAUUGCCCACCUCUUCCCCGCAUACAUCCCUCAAUACAGCAACGACCACUGCUGUGAAGCCAUGUCAGGAUAAUGAGUUUUUUUGCAGGCUGUCUGCUGGAAAAGUUUGUAUUCCAGCCACACAGCAGUGUGAUUAUCAUCUAAACUGCCCUGAAGGAGAGGAUGAGGAUGGCUGUGGCCCAUGUACAUUUGAGACUGAUCAGUGUCUGUGGAGUGAUAUCAGUGACGGACCAGCUAAAUGGCAGAGACAAAAGGGUGCUAGCACUGAGUCCCCUGAAGCUCACACUACCCAAACUGGCUUUUACAUGACAGUAAAUCUCAGUUUAGGCUCCACUCAAACAGAAGCAAAACUCCUCAGCCCCCAACUCCCACCUUCAUCCCCCUACUGUCAACUUCUGUUUCACUUCCCCAUCAGCAUGGGGAGCACUGGGUCACUUAGAGUGCUUAUGCAGCAAGCUGAGGGUGGUGAAGCAAUCCUGUGGUCACGCAGUCACAACACUGUCUCCCACUGGACCUCAGCACAUAUGCCUAUAGGGCUGUUUCAGCAGCCAUACAAGAUUUGGUUCAGUAGCAUAACUAAAGAAUCAGGGCACAUUAGUUCUACUCAAGACCAUGUUGUUGGAGUGGAUGACAUCUCUUUUAUGAACUGUGAGGCAGCGUAUAAGCCACCAGCCCUGUCUUCCUAUAGUUGUACUUUUGAGGAUGGCUUUUGUGUUUGGGUCCAGGGAGCUGAAGAUGAGUUAGACUGGUUCAGUUGGUCAGGUCCCACUGAAACCCCCAACACUGGCCCUGCAGGAGACCACACCACUGGAACAGGGAAGUACCUUUACAUCGAGAGCUCCCAUCCAAGUGGAAAAGGAAACACAGCCCAGCUAAUGUCUCUACUGCUGCCACCAGCUGGUCAACAAGGAUACUGUUUCACAUUUUGGUACUACAUGUUCGGCGCUACAGUCGGUUCAUUGAGGCUGUUUCUGAAAACAGUUGAUUCAUUGGACAAAACACUGGUGUGGCAACAAUCAGGAAACAAAGGGGAUGAGUGGUUGCUGGCUCAUAGCCAUGUGACCCUGCAAAGAGUACACCAAGUGAUUCUUGAGGCGACUGUGGGGGGAGAGGCUGGGGACAUAGCCAUCGAUGACAUCUCAUUUAUCCAUGGGCCAUGUCCUGACUCUGAUGUGUGUGAUUUUGAAGAGGGCAGCUGUAACUGGAAGCAGGCAACAUCAGAUGACUUUGACUGGAUCAGGCACUCGGGUAGCACAGCUAACCCAAACACAGGACCAGACAGCGAUCACACCACCAACACGCCAUCGGGUCAUUACUACUUCCUGCCAUCUUCCAUAGAUGAACAAGCCGGCCAAAAGGCUUUAAUGUAUUCACCUCUAUACCCUGAAAGUAAAGGAUUUUGUGUGCAGUUCUGGUACCACAUGUACGGGAAGGGAAUGGGCACACUGAAUGUUUACCAACAAAGUGAAGAUGGGGAAGAGGUUUUAAUUUUCUCCCAGUCAGGAGACCAGGGCAUGUUCUGGAGGUUUGCUCAGGGUUCGCUCCUGCCCUGGGUUAAGCCAUACAGAAUUGUGGUGGAAGGUGUGAAAGCCGGCCCGACCAUCGAGGGAGAUAUGGCCUUUGACGACAUAAAACUCACAAAUGCAGAAUGCAUGAAUCAUAGUUUCUGUGACUUUGAGAGCUCCUUCUGCCACUGGAGCAAUGUGGGUGGGGGAGUUGACCAGGGAGAUUGGCUCCUCGGAACGGGAGACUCCCCAAACCCCAAUACUGGACCAACUGUUGACCACACUACCAACUCUUCAUACGGUCACUACAUAUAUGUUGACAGCUCAGUGGGUGAGUGGGGAGACAUGUCGUACCUUGUCAGUGGUGUGGUCCUGCCAUCCUCAAAAGAUCACUGCAUUAAAUUUUGGUACCACAUGUAUGGCAGCCAUGUUGGGACCCUUAGCAUCUACAUCAGUGACAGGAAAAGUCUUGCUGAAGGUAACGGGUUAGAAUAUCUGAAGUGGACUAAAACGGGAAACAAGGGAGACCAGUGGCUGGAGGACAGUGUUACUGUUCAACAUGAACAUGAUUUCUGGCUAGUGUUUGUGUACCAGAGAGGAAUGAGUACAGGUGGAGAUGUUGCUCUUGACGAUAUCACCAUCCUUCCCUCAAGCUGUGUGCAUCCCAUCUCUCCUCCCUCAGAUGAUACAAAUAUGCUGUCUGUUGGCCUUGCAGUUGGUCUGACUUUGCUAAUUGGAAUCAUCAUCUCCAUUUUCCUUUUUAUACUAAAACGAAAACGGAAUUCAGUGAACCAGUCAUCAAUAAUCAAUAAUGAAGUAACUAAUGAAAACUCUGUGUUCGACCAGUGUGACAACACACAACAUGAUACAGAGCAGGAAGCUGCACUUGACUUCUCCUUCUUCAACAAACUUUAUGAUCCAUCAACACACACUCCUGAAGCUUCCUCUGAGGCUUAGCCUGUGUUUUAUUUAGUAGAAUAUAUAAAAAUAUCA
Molecule: messenger RNA, 4098 nt
Organism: Cyprinodon variegatus (sheepshead minnow)
Lineage: Eukaryota; Metazoa; Chordata; Actinopteri; Cyprinodontiformes; Cyprinodontidae
Product: MAM and LDL-receptor class A domain-containing protein 1-like
Exons: 29
Coding region: 64-4062 (1332 amino acids)
Cellular component (GO): membrane
Molecular function (GO): protein binding
Source: RefSeq, a predicted model, not a curated record